AUGUCGUUCUUCGCGCGUUUGAUUCGUCAGGAGGAACCGGCGGCGCGUGUGAAUCUGGAUGCGGCUCACACGCUCUAUUUCGACAGCACUUUACAGCGAUGGCGAGAGCGUGGUACAGAACACUUGGAGGACCUCAACCAUGGCCCGCGUCGAAAGCCGGAGCCGCUGCAGCCGGAGCCGGAGCCGGCGGGGAAGGCGGUCGAGGAAAAGACUGUGAUUGACGAGUUGAUGACACCACCCAGAGUCUACAGCACUCAUGUUUUGGAUCUCCGAGACCGUGCUGAGAAGCUGAAAUCCCCCAAGGUGACGCGGAAUGGUGCAGCCGUUCCUUCGCUGGUUGAUGUGCACGCCUGUGAUGACGUCGCUACAGAGCCGCCCAACAGCCCCAUCUUCACGGAAGUCUCGGACCAUAGCGACAUCCCGGAGUCGCCUUUGGAGGCGCCAGCACUGACCAGGAGCGAAGAUGAGCAAAUGUCAUUGCUGCUUCCAACCCUGACAGAGUUCUCCAGUGGUAUCAAGGUCUAUGCCCAGGCCUGCGCAGCGCUGGAGAAGUUGACUUUUGACGAUGCCAAACGCCAGGCCAUGAUCAUUCACUCUGGAGGUGUCCAGGACCUUUUCUAUGCCCUGGAGCGAUUUCAAGAUGAGGACCCGGUCCAACAGCUUCCUCUCCUGGAGCUUCUCUGGAGCUUAACCUUCAAUGCCUCUGCUUUGGAUUGCCUUUUGGAUGCGAAUGGUUGGAGAUCCUUGGAAUCCAUCCUGCGAUCCACGAAAUCUGCAGGACGCCUGCAGGCGGUCGUGUGUGGUAUUUUGAUCAACUUCACUGAGCGGGAAGCCCUUCGACGUGAGAUUUGUCAUCGCGGAAUCUGUGGGCUGAUCUGCUCCGCUUUGCAUUUCCAUCACUGCAGCGAGUUGCACGAGCAUGGCUGUCAGCUACUGUACCUGCUGGCCUACUAUCCCGAGCUGCGCCCCGCAGUGCUGACGGCCGGAGCCGUGGAAGCUGCUAAGAUCAGCGAUGAGAAAUGGGGACAAUGGGUGCAAGAGAUCUUGUUGUGCUGA
This is a messenger RNA of Cladocopium goreaui, 1056 nucleotides long. Lineage: Eukaryota; Dinophyceae; Suessiales; Symbiodiniaceae. The record is from the annotation of a GenBank genome assembly.